Molecule: messenger RNA, 445 nt
Organism: Ichthyophthirius multifiliis
Lineage: Eukaryota; Ciliophora; Oligohymenophorea; Hymenostomatida
Exons: 2
Source: RefSeq, a predicted model, not a curated record
UAAUGCCAAUAAAUAUUAAAACUUAACAGCAGUAAAAGGAGAUACAUAUACUCAUUUAGGUUGGAUGUCAUAUAAUGAUUUUAAAAUGGGAAGAUUUAUUUUUACAUUUGGUAUAAUUGGAAUCUCAUUCGUUGCAUACCUUGAGCCUUCAUAUUUCCAUGAAACAGUAAAUAAUAAAUAAAUAUUAUUAAAAAUAAUUUUUAACUAAAUAAAAGCUUGGACAUGUAGGAAAAACUCCUAGAUAUGAUCUUAUUAACAAUUACCUUAGUGGUGAAGAAAAAAGCUUGAAUUAAUAAAUUCUUCAUAGAUAAGAAAAAGAACACUAAUUAGAUAAUUAUGUUAGCCUACUUGAAAAUUGCGAUUUAAACAAUAAAAAAUGAAAAAAAAUAAAUAUAUGAUUAUUUAUUUUGUUUAUUUUUUAAAAAAAAUGCAAAUUAUUAUUUAG